This is a messenger RNA of Pyrgilauda ruficollis (rufous-necked snowfinch), 1673 nucleotides long. It is a transcript of the gene RSPO2, whose product is annotated as R-spondin 2. Lineage: Eukaryota; Metazoa; Chordata; Aves; Passeriformes; Passeridae. Bases 228 to 953 code for a protein of 241 amino acids. The record is from RefSeq and is a predicted model, not a curated record. The transcript has 5 exons.
GGGUCCAAGCUUUUUACCUCUCUCUCCCCGCAGCACAGGGGAGAUGCUGGAAGCGGCGGUGAGUUCGCAGCGCCCGAGAAGGGCGGCAAGAAGCGUGUAAACUCCUGCGGUCCCCAGCGGCAGCCGCUGCCCCGCGACCCUCCGCCGGCCCCUCCUCGCCCCGCACGCCGCCGGCCUCGCCGCCCCUCGCUGCCGCCGGAGGAGGCUGCCCACCCCAGCGGCCCAGGAUGCAGUUUCGCCUCUUCUCCUUUGCCUUGAUCAUCCUGAACUGCAUGGAUUACGGCCACUGCCAGCCCGGCCGCUGGAGACGCAGCAAAAGAGCUAACUAUGGACCAAAUCCAAUUUGCAAAGGUUGCUUAUCUUGUUCAAAGGAUAAUGGGUGCAUCAGAUGCCAGCACAAGUUGUUCUUCUUCCUGCGCAGAGAAGGGAUGAGACAGUACGGCGAAUGCCUGCACUCCUGCCCGUCGGGCUACUACGGACUAAGGACGCCAGACAUGAACAGAUGCUCAAGAUGCAGAAUAGAAAACUGCGACUCCUGCUUUAGCAGAGACUUUUGUACCAAAUGCAAAAGUGGCUUUUACUCACACAGAGGCCGCUGCUUUCGAGGAUGUCCCGCUGGAUUUGCAGCCUUGGAAGAGCUUAUGGAAUGUGUGGAAGGCUGUGAAGUGGGUCAAUGGAGUGAGUGGGGAACUUGCAGCAGAAAUAACAAAACAUGUGGAUUUAAGUGGGGCCUGGAAACAAGAACCAGACAAAUUGUGAAGAAGCCAGCAAAAGACACAAUACCAUGUCCAACCAUUGCAGAAUCCAGACGGUGUAAAAUGGCCAUGAGGCAUUGUCCAGGAGGGAGAAGACCAGCAAAAACGAAGGACAAAAAAAAGAAGAAAAAGAAUUUGAUGGAAAGGGCUCAGAAGCAGCACAGCAUCUUUUUAGCAACAGAUAAAACAAGCCAGUAAAGACUUGAUUUUCCUUAAUGUAUUUUUUUGCAAAGUGCACAAAAGCUGCUAUAUGCUCCUGCCCAUGGAUGCACUACAAUUCAGCUGCUUUGACAGUAUUGGUGGCAAAUAACUUGUGAAAAUAAAGCCCACAAGCUUGUUUGUUUUAUUUAUAUAUUUUUUAUUUUAUUUUUUCCUUUCAUUUUUGACCUGAAGACUUCAAGGUCAGGAGUGCACUGAGCUGGAUCUGUGGAAGUGGUCCUGAAGUGCAUCAGUGAUAUUGUUCUGAGUGCCUGGUCAACCUGUUGUCAAGGAAAGAAACCUACACAGCACCAGUAGGUGGACUUGUGCAUUUUUAAAUAAAUAGGGGGAAAAGGAAGUCUUGGAGGUGUAGGUACAAUUGGAUUUAUGGCCUUUGUUUCCUAUAUUUGUACAUUUCAAGAGUAAAUGGAUAUGACUUACCUACUUAGUGUUAAUGUACAUUGUUCUCACCCCUGCUACGUCGACACAGUUGUGUAAUAAAACUGCUUUAAGACAACAUGCUGCAGGAUUCACUGCUCAGACCCACCCAAGCACAACAGACUCUGUGUGUACAUAUUACUCUGUCUACAUAUAAAUGAGCAUAUUUACUGUACAUCUAUGCAUUUUUAUGUAUAAUAUUUUAUACAUGUUUAAAGGUAUGUCCUGUUGGUUCUAGUAAUGUACUUUAAAUAAUCCAGUAAAUGUUUACUUUUUGCUAUG